This is a messenger RNA of Phoenix dactylifera (date palm), 1255 nucleotides long. RefSeq names its product ribosomal protein S9 (gene RPS9). Gene Ontology annotation, biological process: translation. Gene Ontology annotation, cellular component: ribosome; plastid small ribosomal subunit. The record is from RefSeq and is a predicted model, not a curated record. Gene Ontology annotation, molecular function: structural constituent of ribosome; RNA binding. NCBI's taxonomy places the organism in Eukaryota, Viridiplantae, Streptophyta, Magnoliopsida, Arecales, Arecaceae.
UCCGUUUUCGACUACCCGUUUUCGAUACGGUUCCCACAGUGUUAUGGGGCGGCUUCUACCACCCGCUUAAAACCUAUCAUCAGACUGUAUAUAUCCUUCGAAACGAGAGAGGAGAAAAAAGGGCUCCAUGGCGAUCUCUCUCUCCUCCCUCACCUCCUCCUUCUCCUCUCUUUCCUUCUCCUCCCAAAUCUCCUCGAAGCCGCGAACCCUCUCCCUCCCACGGAUUCGGUCGCCCCCCAAUGCCGCGCCCCUCCGGCGGAACCGUCCCUCCGCGAUCGUCGCCUCCUCCUCUUCCACCGCAGUCGCCUCCGUGGCCGGCGGCACGUUCGCCCCCACGACGGCGGGCCUGGAAGGGAUGAGCUUGGAGAAGUACGUGAAAUCGAGGCUUCCAGGCGGGUUCGCUGCCCAGAAGAUCAUCGGGACCGGCCGGAGGAAAUGCGCUAUAGCUCGCGUUGUACUCCAAGAAGGGACCGGAAAGGUCAUCAUCAACUACCGGGACGCCAAGGAAUAUCUCCAAGGAAAUCCUUUGUGGCUGCAAUAUAUCAGAACUCCCUUAGUGACUUUAGGGUAUGACAGUGGCUACGAUGUUUUUGUUAAAGCUCAUGGCGGUGGGCUCUCAGGUCAGGCACAGGCGAUUUCUCUUGGUAUUGCACGUGCUUUGCUUAAGGUCAGUGAGAACCAUAGGGCUCCUUUGAGGAAAGAAGGUCUUCUGACAAGAGAUUCUCGAGUUGUAGAAAGGAAGAAAGUUGGUCUCAAGAAGGCACGGAAAGCCCCUCAAUACUCAAAGCGUUAAAAGAUAGUGUGAUCGGUUGAUCUUUUCUUGAACGACCAUGGCCAGCUUUUCUCCUGUUCUACCUUUAUUUUGUCAGUUCCUAGAAACUGAUAAAAUAUGGGUAGAGAGAGUGAGAUGGUUGUGCAAAAUUUGACAAGAAGAUCCAGUUUUGGUUUCACCUUAUUUCUGUUCCACAUUCUAUGAGGUGACCAAUUUGUCCAGUUUCACCUCUGCAAUCUAUGAGGCCACCAAUCUGCCUACUUAUACCCUGUUUCUUUUCUGCAUUCCAUGAGGGUGCCAAUCUGUUUUCAUUUAGAAAAGUCAGAACUUGCUGUUAACAAAUGUUCCGCUACCUUUGUCUCAAAUGUUUGGGACUGUUACUUUCCCAUAUGGUAAAUGCAUAGUUGUAUUGAGAAAGGGGAAUAGCUGUUUGGUGUAUUUGCUCUAGUGGUUGCACUGACCGGUUAUAGUUCUUUUCUGUGA